Messenger RNA from Papilio polytes (common Mormon), 579 nucleotides. Its product is annotated as putative peptidyl-tRNA hydrolase PTRHD1. The transcript has 2 exons. Gene Ontology annotation, molecular function: peptidyl-tRNA hydrolase activity. Bases 78 to 449 code for a protein of 123 amino acids. The record is from RefSeq and is a predicted model, not a curated record. NCBI's taxonomy places the organism in Eukaryota, Metazoa, Arthropoda, Insecta, Lepidoptera, Papilionidae.
UCCUAUGUUUACGUUUGAUUCGAUGAAUCCUAACUUUAAUAAAUAUUAAACGACUGCUACUUAUAAUUACUGACAAAAUGUCAACUACUAUUGUACAGUAUGUUUUGCUCCGGAGCGAUUUAUUAAAAGAUUUAGGUUGGUCGAUAGGAUCAUUAGUUGCUCAAGCAUGCCAUGCUUCCUCUGCAGUGUUACAUUUAUUCAAAGAUGAUGAAUGCACUGUACAAUAUUUGAAUGAUCUAGAUAAUAUGCAUAAAGUUGUACUAGAAGUUCCUGAUGAAGAAUCAUUAAAAAAAAUAUCAAAUAAAUUAAAAGAAAAUUCUAUAGAUCAUAAAUUGUGGAUUGAACAGCCAGAAAAUAUUCCUACAUGUUUAGCUCUUAAACCUUAUCCUAAAGAAGCAGUAAAAAAGUUUGUAGGCAAAUUUAAGUUAUAUAAAACAACAUUAGAAUAAGACACAUUAAUUUAAUAAAUUAUCUGAAAUGCAAAUAACUAUGGUUAAAUAAUAAAUCUGUUUCAUUAUUUUAAUUUAAUGUUGUACAAAUUAUAUACUUGUUUCAUUGUUGCAAAAUGUUAUGGACAAU